Alnus glutinosa is the source of this 7030-nucleotide messenger RNA. RefSeq lists its product as uncharacterized. Gene Ontology annotation, molecular function: ATP binding; helicase activity. The record is from RefSeq and is a predicted model, not a curated record. The coding region runs from base 14 to 6949 and encodes 2311 amino acids. The transcript has 12 exons. Lineage: Eukaryota; Viridiplantae; Streptophyta; Magnoliopsida; Fagales; Betulaceae.
UUCAUUUUUGGAUAUGUCAUCCCUGUUGUAUGAAAAGAGAAGAGAAUGCCUUUCUGUUUUAAGAACACUUAAUGCUUCGUUUGUUGAACUUAACCUCCCAAGCGUUAUGAACAAACAGUCAAUAGCAGAAUAUUGUCUUCAAGCAGCUUCCUUACUUUUUUGCACUGCUUCGAGUUCUUAUAGGCUGCACUCAGUGGCAAUGACACCACUGAACAUUCUGGUUAUUGAUGAAGCUGCACAAUUAAAGGAGUGCGAGUCAACCAUACCGUUACAACUUCCGGGUAUAAGGCAUGCUAUUCUUGUUGGCGAUGAGUGUCAAUUACCAGCCAUGGUUGAGAGCAAUAUUUCUGAUGAAGCUGGCUUUGGAAGAAGUUUAUUUGAGAGGUUGAGCUCAUUGGGUCACUCAAAGCAUCUUCUCAAUAUACAGUACCGAAUGCAUCCAUACAUAAGUUUCUUCCCAAAUUCAAAUUUUUAUUGCGAACAGAUCUUAGAUGCUCCAAAUGUUAAAAGAAAAAGCCACGAAAAGCACUAUCUUCCCUGGCCAAUGUUUGGUCCCUAUUCUUUUAUAAACGUAAUAGGUGGAAGAGAAGAGAAGGAUGAUGUUGGGCGUAGCAGGAGAAACAUGGUUGAGGUUGCUGUUGUUAUGAAAAUACUGCUGAAAUUAUACAAAGCUUGGGUUGGUUCGGAACAAAAACUCAGUGUUGGUGUUAUAUCUCCUUAUGCUGGUCAAGUAGUUGCAAUUCAAGAGAAACUUGGAUGGAAGUAUGAUAACAUUGACGGGUUUGCAGUGAAGGUUAAAUCUGUUGAUGGGUUCCAGGGUGGCGAAGAGGACAUUAUAAUAAUUUCAACUGUAAGAUCUAAUAGUUGCGCAUCGAUUGGAUUCAUAUCAAAUCCUCAAAGAACUAAUGUUGCUAUUACAAGGGCUAGGAACUGUCUAUGGAUUUUGGGAAAUGAAAAAACGCUAUGUAAUAGUGAAUCUGUUUGGGAAGCCUUAGUCCUUGAUGCGAAGAAUCGUCAGUGUUUCUUUAAUGCUGAUGAAGACAAGGAUUUAAACAAGGCAAUAUUAGAUGUGAAGAAAGAUUUAGAACAAUUUGACGAUUUGCUCAAAGGGGAUAGCAUUCUUUUCAAAACUGCUAGGUGGAAGAUUCUUUUCAGUAAUAACUUUCUGAAAUCAUUUCAAAAACUGAAGUCUGUACAGACAAAGAAGUCAGUUAUAAACCUUCUACUUAAACUUUCCAGCGGCUGGAGACCCAAGAAGAAGAUUGUAGAUCCCAUUUGUGGAGAUUCUUCACAGAUUUUAAAGCAAUUUAAGGUUGUUGAAGGUCUUUAUGUUGUUUGUGCAAAUGACGUAGUAAAAGAAUGGAAUGACGUCAUGAAGGAAUUGAGGUAUGAUCAAGUUUUGAAGAUCUGGGAUAUAGUACCUGCAGAGGAUAUUCCAAAAUUAAUCAAACGUCUUGAUAGUAUGUUUGGAAAAUAUACGGAUGGCUUUAUUAAUCACUGCAAAGAGAUAUGUCUUGAGAGGGAUUUGGAAGUUCCGAAGAGUUGGUCAUGUUCUUCUGAUAUUGUCAGGAUUAAGAAUUUUGAUAACAAUGAAAAUGAGAACGACUUAACUGGUUCUGCUUCUGAUGGUAGAAGUUAUGUUGAGAAUGUAAAGGUGAGUGAGAGUCUGAUGCUGAUGAAAUUCUACUCUUUAUCAUCAGGUGUAGUGGGCCACUUGCUUUCUAACCAUGAUGGUGGCGAAUUGGAUCUUCCAUUUGAGGUAACUGAACAAGAGUUGGAGAUAAUCCUUUUUCCUAAAAGUACCUUUAUACUUGGACGGUCAGGUACUGGGAAAACAACUGUUUUGACCAUGAAGUUAUAUCAGAAAGAAAAACUGUUUCAUAUGGCUAAAGAUAGAUAUGGUGUCAAGAGCGAUAGACCUGUGCAUAGUCAGGAAAAGGAAGCUGAGGAGACUAUUGUAGAAAAAAAGGGAACCAUACUAUGCCAGCUUUUUGUGACAGUCAGUCAUAAAUUGUGUUAUGCUGUCAAACAACAUGUUUCUCACUUGAAAAGCUCUGCCUGUGGUGGUAAUUUUUCAAAAGGAAGCAGUUCAAUUGAUAUUGAUGAUUUUGAUGAUGCAACUCAAUUCAAGGAUGUCCCGGAUACUUUUCUUGAUGUUCCACCCAAUUCAUACCCUCUUGUCAUUACAUUUCAUAAUUUUCUAAUAAUGCUUGAUGGAACUGUGGGUAAUUCAUACUUUGAAAGAUUCCAUGAAGUAAGGAAACAUUCUCAUGGUAAGGUUUGUGGUGGAUCAGUUACCUUACAGACAUUUAUAAGGAAGAAAGAAGUUAAUUAUGAGAGGUUUAGUUCAUCAUACUGGCCCCAUUUCAAUACCCAGCUGACUAAGAUGCUUGACUCUUCAAGAGUUUUCACAGAGAUUAUUUCUCAUAUAAAAGGUGGCCCACAAGCUGUAGAGGCAGGUGAUGGUAAACUUAGCCAUGACGAAUAUGUUUUACUAUCAGAGGGCCGAGUGUCCAGUUUAAAUAAGCAGAAGAGAGAGAUAAUAUAUGAAGUCUUUCAAAAUUAUGAAAAAAUGAAGAUUGAAAAUGGUGACUUUGAUAUGGCGGAUCUUGUAAUUGAUCUUCAUCGUCGAUUGAGAGAUGAAAGAUACGAAGGUGAUGAAAUUGACUUUGUAUAUGUUGAUGAGGUGCAGGAUCUCACAUUGAGCCAAAUUGCAUUAUUCAAAUAUAUCUGCAAAAAUGUAGAAGAAGGUUUUGUUUUCUCUGGUGACACGGCACAGACAAUUGCGAGAGGAAUCGAUUUUAGAUUCCAGGAUAUACGAUCUCUGUUCUACAAGAAGUUUCUACUGGAAUCUAAAAGCAGUGGACAUGAUAAAAGAAAAGAGAAAGGAAUAAUCUCAGAUAUUUUCCAUUUGAGCCAGAAUUUCCGUACUCACGAUGGGGUUCUUAAACUAUCACAGAGUGUUAUUGAACUUAUUUAUCAUUUCUUUCCUCAAUCUAUUGAUGUUUUGCAGCCUGAGACUAGUCUUAUAUAUGGUGAAGCUCCAAUCUUGCUUGAAUCAGGGAACAAUCAAAAUGCAAUCAUUACUAUAUUUGGAAAUAGUGGAAAAGCAGGAAGGAGUAUGGUUGGCUUUGGUGCAGAGCAGGUAAUAUUGGUACGAGAUGACUGUGUUCGGAAGGAAAUUACCAAUGCUGUUGGGAAGCAAGCUCUUGUUUUAACUAUUGUGGAGUGCAAGGGCCUUGAGUUUCAGGAUGUAUUGUUGUACAACUUUUUUGGUUCAUCACCUCUGAAAAAUCAGUGGAGGGUGAUAUAUAAUUAUAUGGAGGAACAAGAUUUACUUGAGUCAACUUCACUUAGCUCUUUCCCAAGUUUCAAGGAGGCUAAACACAAUGUCUUGUGCUCAGAACUGAAGCAACUUUAUGUGGCUGUCACUCGUACGAGGCAGAGAUUGUGGAUUUGUGAGAAUGUAGAGGACUUCUGCAGACCUAUGUUUGACUAUUGGAAGAAAAAAUAUCUUGUCCAAGUCAGACAACUGGACGACUCACUUGCUCAGGCAAUGCAAGUUGCUAGCAGCCCAGAGGAGUGGAGAUCGCGGGGAAUCAAGUUAUAUCGUGAGUAUAACUAUGAAAUGGCAACAAUGUGCUUUGAGAGAGCUGGAGAUACUUAUUGGGAAAGAAGGUCUAAGGCUUCUGGCCUUAGAGCCACUUCUGACCGCAUGCGCCAUUCAAAUCCUGAAGCGGCAAACAUUAUCCUUAGGGAAGCUGCUGAAAUAUUUGAAGCCAUAGGCAAGGCUGAUUCUGCUGCACAAUGUUUCUCUGAUUUGGGGGAGCAUGAAAGAGCAGGGAGGCUUUAUUUGGAAAAAUGUGGCGACACUGAGCUGAAAAGAGCUGGGGAAUGCUUUUCUCUAGCCGGAUGCUAUGAACUUGCAGCUGAUGUCUAUGCUAGGGGCUAUUUUUUCUCAGACUGUUUGAAAGUUUGCACCAAAGGAAAAUUAUUUGACAUGGGUUUGCAGUACAUUCAAUAUUGGAAACAACAUGCAACUACAGAUUUUAGUGUGGUCAGAAUGGGAAAAGAAAUAGACAAAAUUGAACAAGAGUUUAUAGAGAGUUGUGCUCUUCAUUAUUAUAAGCUUAAAGAUAACAGAUCUAUGAUGAAAUUUGUUAAAGCUUUUCAAUCCAUAGAUUUCAUGCGUAAGUUUUUGAAAUCUUUGGGUUGCCUUGAUGAGCUUCUCAUGUUGGAAGAGGAGUCAGGAAACUUCUUGGUCGCUGCAAGCAUAGCGAGGCUGAAAGGGGAGAUUUUACAUGAAGUUGAUCUCCUCGGGAAGGCUGGGAAUUUCACGGAAGCAUCCUUGUUAAUUCUUUUCUAUGUUUUGUCCAACUCACUUUGGGCGCCUGGAAGCAAAGGCUGGCCGUUAAAGCAGUUUACACAAAAGAAUGAGCUUUUAGCAAAAGCCAAAACAUUUGCAAAGAAUGGGUCCGAAAACUUUUUUGCUUUUGUUUGUACUAAGGCUGGUGUUUUAUCAAAUGAGCAGGGUAACUUGUCCAUGAUGAAAGAUUAUUUGAAUGCAUCUCAGAGAAAUAAGAGUGUUGGAGGUGAAAUAAUAUCUGCUCGAAAAAUUCUGGAUGCUCAUCUUCAUUCAAACUCCUCAAAGUAUGUAUGGGAAGAUAAUUUUGUUUUUGAUGGGAUAAAGCAUUCGGAACAGAAGAUCUCUACAAAUCAGAUGUCUGUAGAAACACUAGUUUGCUUUUGGAAUCUUUGGAAAGAUAAGAUUGUUAACGUUAUUGAAUACCUCAGAUGUCCUAAAACCCAAGAUGUUAAUGAAUUUGGAGAUUUCUGCUUGAAUUACUUUGGAGUGCGGAAGCAACUUCAUCAUGAUAAUGCCAUCUAUAUUUUGCUCAACUCUGAUGCUGAUUGGGUGAGAGAAUUGGAUAAUAGAUUCCUUCAUCAGAUUGGGAAGCUGGUUUCUGUCGAUGUUCACCAAAUUUUUUCAACUGCUCAAAAUUACUGGUGUUCGGAGUUACUUUCUGUCGGUAUGAAGGUUUUGGACAAUCUUGAAGCCCUUUAUAAUUUCUCAUUCAAGAAUUCCCUCUCUAUUUUCUGCCAAAGCAUAUCUCUUACUCAUAUCUAUGAGAUUGCAAAGUUUCUUUUGGAAUCAAAAUAUCUAGACCGCAGGUACCAUAAUGAUAAGACAUUGUUGCAAUAUGUCGAACUUUCCACUAGUAUAUUUGGCUAUAUAUUUCCUUUGGACUGGCGGAAAACAUUGGCAGAGAACAUGUUUUCUCUGAGAGGAACUGAUGUUUCGAAGAAUUUACUAAAACAAGUCAUACGGAAAAACAUCAGGUCAAAGAGUAAGCUGACUUAUGGGCAAAUUGGGAGAGUUGUAAUGAUAAUUCUUGGAUUGGGUAAGCUUGACAAUGAUUUGUAUGAGGAGAUUUUGAAAAGGUUUGAUGGGAUUUGUGGAAAUGCACCUUGGAAGACCUUCAUUCAAACUCUCUGUGGGAAUAUGGCUUCAAAACUUCCACAUGCUACAAUGUCUGACAAUAGCACUGAAUCUCCAAGAGUGUUGUCCCUUCUACUGACGCUCAAUGAAGCUUUGGUAAAUACUUACAGGGCAGACUGGACGAAAGAAAAGGACUAUAUUUCACCGGAUUGUUUUUUGUAUCUUGUUGAGCGCCUACUGAUGUUGGCAUCAUACCCCCAGGGUUACUUUAUCACUUCAAAAUCUUCUUUCACUGAAUGGUUUAUCUACGAAGAGGAAGAUACUAACCCAGGUUCUUCAGUGGCUAGAGUGCAACCAUUCCUCGGUAGAAUCUACAACUUUGUUGUCAAUGAUGUUGUUAAGCCGCUCCUUUAUAAUAAGGCAGAUACAAUAGCAUGGAUCAAAAUGUCUGGUAUAUAUGCAAAAGACUACUAUCCACUGCUGAUGUUGAGAUUGGUUUCCAUAAUAUGUUUGGUUCAUCUGAACCUUGGGAACUGUUCAGAUUUACUUUUUGAUUUGCUUCGUAAGAGCUAUAUUACUGAACAACUUCCAUGGGAAUUUUAUGAUGUCCUUCGGAGAAGAGGGAAACAUUUGCAGGUAAAUGUAAAUCUGCUUGCUGAAGCAUUCAAAAAAAUUAACAAUCCUCUUGUAAUUGUGAGUUUGGGAAGAAAUUGUUCACAAUUUCUAUGUCCAGAUGCCAUUUUUGUUGACAUGACGGUAAAACAGCGCAAGGAGGACAUGGUAAGAGUCUUGUUUCCAAAGACAGUCAAAGCCAUGCAAGGUCAAACUGGAAUUAUUGAAGUGGAAGCAACUAAUUCUUGUGGUGAAGUGGUUACUUCGGGCAGUUAUGAUCAGGAGGGUUGUAAGCUUGCACCUUCAAACUCUGCUUUGAGCAACAUAAAUGCAAGCAAGAUGCCAAUGAAUUAUAGUUACUUUUGGGAAAUGUUUGAAGCAUUGAAGUCAUUGGAGAAUGAUAGGGAUCCAAAGAGCUUUUUGUCCAAUGCUCUAGCAAUGAAGGUCAAUGUCAACAAAAGUAUUCACCUUGUAACUGCUUUGAACGAAAGCCUUCAGAACACUCAUUUCCAUGAUGAAAGCCUAUUGCAUGAAGUAGCCGGCAUGCUUGAUGAACUGAAGCUAUUUUCUGCUGCAUUGGAUGUGAGUGAACCAGAACUUGGGAACAAUAUGUCAACAAUUGAAGAACUUUCCAAGAGAUUGCAGUCAAGGAGAGUGGAACUUUUUAUGUCGGGCUUCGAAUGGGCAAUGGGAGAGACAUCAAAAACUGGCAGUACAUCUGUUGAGCAGAAUGAUGAAAAGGACACUGAGAGCAAGGCCAAGAUAAAUACUAGUGCUGAUAAGGGUAAGUCAAAGGCUUUAGAAGGCAAUAGUAAAAACGGCCAGGAAACAGGUAACAAGGGGAAGGGUAACAAGCCCAAGAAAAAGAAGGCUGGUAAAGGAGGCCGGAAGAGGUAAAUAGGUGCUAUCACAUCAUAUGUUUCAGAAAUGUUCUUCAUAUGCACUUGAAAGUGUUGAAAUAUAUACAGCAUUUUAGAA